Molecule: messenger RNA, 2401 nt
Organism: Panicum virgatum (switchgrass)
Lineage: Eukaryota; Viridiplantae; Streptophyta; Magnoliopsida; Poales; Poaceae
Exons: 14
Coding region: 680-2152 (490 amino acids)
Source: RefSeq, a predicted model, not a curated record
AGGGGGCGGAGGAAUCAAAGUGGGAUUCAAUUAAAAAGGGUAGUUUAGGUGCUCCAUAAAAUAAAAAUAAAAAAGAAAUUUGUGAAAUCGAGAAAAGAAAUCAAAAUUCCAGCCCCAGAGCCGCACGGCCCCAGUCGAGCCGUCCGCCGCCCUCAGCCGUCGGCCCCCCCGCUCGCGCGGCCGCACGCCGCAGCCGGCCGGCUCCGGACUUCUCGCGUGCAGCUUGCUCCGCUCUCCUCUGUCCCUCUGUCUCCGGCCGCCGCCGAUUGUCCUCCCAGGAUCCGACAGCCGUCGCCCGUCCCCCACUUCUCCUCGGGUCCGCCGCUCUAAACCCUACCGUUGUGAAGGACGGCGACAAGGAAGAAAGUUAUGUGUCUGUGCCGCUGUUCAAGAAAGGCUUAAGGGUCAUGAAAAUGGUGACAACAGAGCAUCAGAUUACCAAGCGCAAGCGAACAGGCAACGACACACCACACUUGAUUGUAAACAAAAAUGCUUGUCAAAAGGAAGCCCUGAUGCCUAGAUCGAUUGAUUUGGUAUCUGAAGCAUUGAUUUGGUAUCCGAAGCUGAAUAUGAUCAUGUGAGUAAAUAUGGUGAUAGUUCCUCGAGUGAACUCACAAGCUUAACUGUUUCAAUUCUCCGUGAAUGUGUUGUCUCUGUUGCUUCAUUCACAGAAGGUACCAUGUUCUUCGGAUGUACAGGCUUAUUCAUCCCAACAGAAUCAGGUACUGAUGCUACAAGUGUUCUGACUUCAGCUAGCUUGGUUAGGUCUUUUGAUGAUGAAAACAAGAUCAUUGAUAACUUGAAGAUUAAAGUGCGCCUUCCAGAUGAUCUAGUUGUCAUUGGGUGGUUGCACCAUUAUGAUUUGAAGUAUGAUCUUGCUGUUGUCAACAUUGAGCGUCUCCAUGGUUUUUGCGCACCAAAAAUUAGUUCCAGGCAUCAGGUGCAAUUUGAUGAGUCCACUAAGGUAGUAGCUGUGCAGCGGUGUUUCGACUCCGGCUUGUUAACAACCACAUGUGGGAUAGAGAUUGGCAGACUAAAUGAUGAAUUCUGUGAACUUGAUAUGGUGGGUUGUGGCUUUGAUUGGAGGUCCCUUUUUGGUUUUGGUGGGAGCUUUGCUGGAAUAAUCUGUCGUGGAGGCGCAAGGGCUGUAUUUGUACCCCGGGACAAAAUUAUUGAAUGCUUGGAGCAUUUUGGAUUUAGGACUGACAAUAAUCAAGGGGGCUGUGGUACAAAAACACCAAUCACAAUUGCGAUACACAAAUUUCCAAGACGCAGUGAUUAUCCCAUCCCAAAGAAACUUAUUGUAACUGGUGAACUUUCUGUGAUGCGCGUGUACAAUUCGUUUGAAGAUAAAUUUGAGGGUGAUAUCUGGAGUACACUCAGUAAAGAACUUAGUUCAACUUUGUCUGAAUGUGUUGUCGCGCUUGCAUCAUUUAAUGAAGGUUCAAGGCAUUUUGCUUGCACGGGCGUAUUUAUAGACUGUUACCCUGGAAGAAUUCUGACUUCAGCAAGCCUUGUUAGAAGUACUGAUGAUAAAAGCAAGAUUUAUGAUAACUUGAGGAUUGAAGUGUGCCUUCAAAAUAAAAGCCGUGUGACAGCAGUGUUGAAACAUUAUGAUUUACGCUAUAAUGUUGCAAUUGUCGACAUCAUCUGUUUCCGCAGUCCUCGUGCCUUAGAACUUGAGAAAGAUAUUUAUUUUGCCCCUAAUACCGUUGACAUCAUCUGUUUCCGCAGUCCUCGUGCCUUAGAACUUGAGAAAGAUAUUCAUUUUGCCCCUAAUACCGAUGUAGUGGCUGUAGGAUUUUGCUUCAAAAAUUGCAAGUUAAUGGCCACAAAGGGGGAGUUGGUUGACAAACCAAGCAAACUGGACUGCAAAGAGCUUGGGACCUCCACAUGUAAAAUCACCAAGGCUGGGAUUGGAGGGCCUCUUAUUGAUAUAUGUGGGAAUUUUGUUGGCAUGAAUUUUAUUGAUGACAAAGAAACUCUGUACCUUCCAAGGGAAAAAAUUCAGGAACUAUUGAGGCACUUUGAUGCAAAUGGGCAUAAUUCUGCUGAGAGUAUCGACAAAGGUGACCUGUACAGAUGGCCUGUGCCCGAGCCAUAUUGGUAUUAUCGUCCACAUAUUCUUCAACAUAGAAAUAAUGUGUUCUAAAUUAUUGGUGUGGAAUUGUUGCCCCGUUUAUCUGUAUUUAGCCUACUGGUUUUACUUGUGCCUCUUCAUCAAAUAAGUAUUGAACCUGAGUAUUGUCAUCAACAUCUUCUAAGUGAGGUGUUUUCCUUUCAGUAUUUAGCUUACUGGUUUUACUUGUGUCCCUUUAUUUAGAAAGUAUUGAACCACUUGAUGCAUGCUAUGUGAAUUAUACUGCCCUGGGCAGUAAAUUUGUGCCCGUGCCUUGUGGAA